Molecule: messenger RNA, 587 nt
Organism: Cannabis sativa
Lineage: Eukaryota; Viridiplantae; Streptophyta; Magnoliopsida; Rosales; Cannabaceae
Exons: 2
Coding region: 103-510 (135 amino acids)
Source: RefSeq, a predicted model, not a curated record
UCAUUAUUUGAUCUUGGAAAUUUGAUCAAAAAUGAAAUAAACACUACUUGGGACAAUGUUGAGAUCUCAUACCAAGUAACUAAAAGUGAGCCACCGAUAAAGAUGUUGACUAACAACUCGGUGCUUUUUUACAUAGACUUGAAGAAGAGUUGCAAUUCUAUACUUGAGUUACCAUUGUGCAUAGAAGAAUGUUAUUAUACUUCAUUCCAAAAUACGGUUACUAAUCAUGAAUUGAUCCAAACACAUUACCAACAUUCAGAAAAAAAUCAAGCUGCAAUACACAACAUGGGGAUUGGUUCCUUGGUACUACAAGCAAGAACAAUAAUUGAAAGUGAGAUAUUUGAAGAUGGUACCUCAAGUAACCAUAAUUCCAGAAGACUUGCUGAUUAUACUAAUGAAGUUGCUGACUUCAUCAUUGAAGAAACUACAAGAAACAAAAGAAAAAGGGAAGAAGAUAAGACAAUCAUUGAAACUCACAAGUUGCAAACAUUAGUAGAAGGACAAUCAUGAGUUUUGUUCUGCUUACUACAAAACUGAAACAAUGAAAGCAACUUAUGCAGAAACAGUUUAUCCUUUGCCACAUGAGG